AUGCCAUGUCCUGGGACGCUUCCCUCCCAGCUCGAAGACCGAUCCGUUUCGAAGAACACAGUUUCGAGUGUGCUUGAGCCCGAUCUUCUUCGUGGCCUACCGCUGCACGAAGCGCUGUCUGCGUGGGGUCACCACUGGCGAAAUGACGUGACACCCAUGAGCUACGCGCUCAGCCGUCCCACCAACGCCUUUGAUGGCUUCCUCAGCCAUGAUUGGGCCUCGAGUGGUUGGCUAAAGUUUCUUUCCCUACUGAUCAUCUUCAACUCAGGUGCUGCCUUUUGGUCGUGCCUCGUGGUCAGUGUAUUGGUGGGCAUUCUCCGUGGUUACGGUUGUCUUCCAGAUGAACCCUGGACUGUGGCGUUUGGCCACUUCAUCUACUUCUUCGUCUUUUUCUUCUGGCAGCGGCUGCAAAUGCCUUGCCGGCACUCUCGGAUGAUGUUUCUGGACAAGGUGUGCGUGGCACAGCAUGACGAUGAGUUGAAACACAAAGCAAUUAUGGGACUGGCUGCGUUUUUGCUCAAUUCGCAGGAGCUGAUUGUGCUGCUGUCAUCGAGGUACUUUACGAGAUUAUGGUGCGUUUUCGAGAUUGCCACAUUCAUGAAGGAUCCGGAGCGACGUAAGCAUAUACGCUUGAUGCCGUUGAAGAGCACUGUUUUGCUCCUCUUGGUGUCUGGAUGUUGGUAUUUCUUGAAUAUUGGCUUCAACGCGACUAAAUUGGUUUUCUGGAACUAUGACGCGGAUGAGUCGGGUUUCCUGUUCGAGACAGUGGCUGCAAUCGUAUCCAUGGUUUUUUUCUGUUUCGUCUUGCUGCCCAUUGCCUUCUACGUCGGCAUGGAGAUGAGCGAGGACAUGGAGGUUAUGCCACAGCAGCUGCGAAAUUUUCGCGUGCAGGACGCGAAGUGCCUCUGCUGCUCCAUCGACCAUCGAGACCCCGUCACGGGAGCACGGCUUCCUUGCGACCGAGAGGUGCUGUACGCCACGAUGAAGGAGUGGUAUGGCGGAGAUGGUGCAGGAGACGAGGGCGACUACUUGGAAACGUUCAGCACCCUUGUUCGCGAGAAGUUGGCUGCCCGAGUGGAAUUCCUUGUGGGUGGCUUCACGUUGCCAAUGACGUACUUGGUCUACAUGGUAGUGGGGAGCAGCGUGCCUUACCUGGCAGAUCACGUCGCUUUGGCCAUCUCGUGGUUUCCUUAUCUAUCCGGUCUUGAUCUCUUUACUUGGAUGCUGCGGGACCUUGUAGAUUGGGGCAUGGCUCCUGUCACAAGCCUGUUGACAGCGAAAACUUGCUUGCCGCUGCUGAAGCUGGGGUUGCAGCUGCGGUGGAACAACUCCCAGUGUUGCCGCUGGAGUAUUGCAUUCCUGUUGACCUUCGUGAUGAGCAUCUUUGGAUCUUUGAUCUGGGCCCCGACACACGUGUUUUUAUACAUGACAGAAGAGGGCGACUUACUCCCGGUGAUCGCCUUCUCGGUGCUGGUGCUGUUAUCCUUGGGUCUUUGUGCCCCCGGCCGUCGAUGGCUGGGGAUACUGAUGUGGAGGAGCCAUGUUGAUGUGAAGACAGACGGCACAGGCGAGGUGUCAGCCACGGUUUAG
Molecule: messenger RNA, 1590 nt
Organism: Symbiodinium sp. CCMP2456
Lineage: Eukaryota; Dinophyceae; Suessiales; Symbiodiniaceae
Source: the annotation of a GenBank genome assembly